Molecule: messenger RNA, 1431 nt
Organism: Sclerotinia trifoliorum
Lineage: Eukaryota; Fungi; Ascomycota; Leotiomycetes; Helotiales; Sclerotiniaceae
Source: the annotation of a GenBank genome assembly
UGAGGAGGAUCGUGAGGCAGACGAACAGGCAUAAUUAUUGAUACACAUGUGCAAAGUUCUUUAUAAGCAGGAAGCCUCGAUCUUAUCUUUUAUUUUCUAGCGCAUUUGGCGGUUUGUUUUAUGCUGGAUUAAUUGUAUCCAGUGGUGGUAAAAGGGUAGAAGAUAUCUUUUGACGACGUGGGGUUACGUGUGAGGCUGUGGAAUAUUAGAAAUAUAUAAAUACUUUUCUUACGAUCUCUAGAAUUCUCAUACUUAUAUGAUCGUCUACUUAGAGUAUCACAACAUCGCAAAUUAUCGGAUAAAGCCAGGAAAACCAUCCAAAUCCUUUCGCUAUCGAUAUCAUAUCUUUUGAUAAGGCCUUGAAAUGCCAGGUCAUCGUUCCCAUCACACUCAUAAUCCUCACUAUUCAUCCGAACUCACACAUCGAUUACCACCAAGAUUUAAUCCGCCUCCGCCUCCGCCUCCGCCUCCGCCUCCAUCAGCAGAAGUCCGUUGUUUGAUCAUUCGAUACGCAUCUUUAAUUCACACUAGUGAUCAUGCCCGCUAUGGCCUACCGUAUGUUCGACAUUUCCGUAAUUCAAAUCGAAGAGGUCUGGUUACAGAUGUUCCUACCAGUGGAGUAGUCAGCAAGAAUAAUCUUAAAAGUAUUGUUACGGAUAAAUUGACAGAGAUGAUGAAUCGGGAGUUUGCUAAUUGGUAAGUGGGAUUUUGGAUGAUAGUUAGGAUCCAGUUGGGAUAUGGUCUAGAAGGAAGUUUGAUCUGCAUAUGUAUAUGGGGAUGGGUAUUAAGGAGAUUAGAAGCUGAAUGUCUUGUUUGCUAUAUAGGAAGUUUAUCGGUGCGGAGAGAUCAAUGCCCGGUCCGCAGAGUAAUAAUACACCACAUGGUUAUAGGGAGAGGAGAGCAAACGUUUAUAUCGAGAGAAGACAAUGAGGAAGUUUGGGAGAAGUGCUCUUGGAAGAAGAUUUAUUUGUGCGUGUGGUGGGUUAUUGCGAUGGCUACUUCUUUGAUAAUUGGGAUUUGAUGACAUUGCUUGAGGAUUUGUAUUAAGGGUUAGGAGACUAUCUGGUUUUCUCCGAUUUGGGUGUUGAUGUCAGUAUAGUAGCUCCGCAUGCGAUGUUGGUUUUGUUUUGAGUUCGGUGUUGGAUCAAGCGAGUGUUGUCUCCAGAUUAUUGUGUCUGGACUCUGAUAUCCUGUGCUCGUCCCCUUUGCUUAGAUUUCGUCAAGCACAACCGUUGACUUGAAUUUCAUUCUCCAGAUCUGCCAUCUAUGGCUAGAGAUCAUGAAGGUCGUGACGGACAAAUGAGUUAUGCAGGCUUCGCUUUGUUUGGUCGCAAUGGCAAUAUGAUGCUCACUGUUUCCGUCGAAAUCAUUGGGCCUGUUCCUGUUAAAUUCUAAAUUUGCAGAUGUCAAGGACAUGAAAUUGAUUUGUUG